Chlorocebus sabaeus (green monkey) is the source of this 1533-nucleotide messenger RNA. RefSeq names its product GTPase, IMAP family member 1 (gene GIMAP1). Gene Ontology annotation, molecular function: GTP binding. Lineage: Eukaryota; Metazoa; Chordata; Mammalia; Primates; Cercopithecidae. The record is from RefSeq and is a predicted model, not a curated record. Gene Ontology annotation, cellular component: endoplasmic reticulum.
CAGGUUGGGGCUUCUUGUGGCCAACUUCAGAGCCUGUCACCAGGAAAGGUGAGCCUGAGCCUGGGAGUGGCGGGGGCGGGGGUCCUCUGAGAACCAGAAAGAACGUGAUUCCUAGAGUGUUUACUGCCUGAGCACUUGCAUUCUACAAGGCAUCACGCAGGUAAGCAUGGGAGGAAGGAAGAUGGCGAGAGAUGAAGAAAAUAUCUAUGGUUUAGAAGAGACCACUUGGUCCCGGCAGGAUCCCACGCUGAGGCUCCUCCUUGUUGGGAGAACAGGGGCCGGAAAGAGCGCCACUGGGAACAGCAUCCUGGGCCAGAAACGGUUCCUCUCCAGGCUGGGGGCCACGUCUGUGACCAGGGCCUGCACCACGGCCAGCCGCAGGUGGAACAAGUACCACGUGGAAGUCGUGGACACUCCGGACAUUUUCAGCUCCGAAGUGUCUAAGACAGACACCGGCUGUGACGAGAGAGGUCGCUGCUACCUGCUCUCGGCCCCCGGGCCCCACGCGCUGCUCCUGGUGACCCAGCUGGGCCGGUUCACCGCCCAGGACCAGCAAGCAGUGAGGCAGGUGAGGGACAUGUUCGGGGAGGACGUCUUGAAAUGGACUGUCAUCGUCUUCACCAGGAAGGAGGACCUGGCUGGGGGCUCCCUGCAAGAUUACGUGUGCAGCACAGAGAACCGGGCCUUGCGCGAGCUGGUGGCCGAGUGCGGGGGCCGUGUCUGUGCCUUUGACAACCGGGCCACCGGCCGGGAGCAAGAAGCCCAGGCGGAGCAGCUGCUGGGGCUGGUGGAGGGCCUGGUGCGGGAGCACAAGGGCGCCCACUACUCCAACGAGUUGUACGAGCUGGCGCAUCUCCUGCGCUGGGCAGGCCCGGAGGAGCGGCUCAAGAGGGUGGCGGAGGGCGUGGCCGCCCGCAUGCGGAGGAGGCCAUGGGGCGCCUGGCUGCGGGCCGGGCUGUGGGCGUGGCCGAAGCCGCCCUGGAGCUGGAGGCUGAGCCUGGCACUGCUGCUGGGGGGCGCACUCCUGUUCUGCGUGCUGCUCCACAGGCGCUGGUCGGCGGCCUUUGCGGAGGUCGGGCCUGACUGACACUGCAGGUCCUAAAACCGAAGGCAACUUGGUCAAGAGAGGCUGAAUUCUUGGAGCUGAAAGGACAACUUUAUUCCAACGGAAGGAAUCCUGUAGUUUCAGGCACAGUUUUAAUGACACAGAAAACUUUGAAUGCUGCAUCAUCUUUGCAACUUUGCCAAGGCUCAGAGCUUUUAAGUUUUUAACUCAUUUUAAAUGAUGUGUAUGCAGAGUUUUCAAUUUGUCUAACAUAACUUCCUUUGGUAGUUUUGGUAGUGUAAUGUCAAGUAGCUUCUGGUGGGGACAAAUGCGUGGCACAGGGGAAACAAGUGCCUUUAUUUUUGAACUUUUUAAAAAAUUUAGACUGCCCCACCUUGAUAAAUUUCUAGUUCAUAUACAUGAGUAGAUAUGUUCUUUUGUGGUUCUUGUUGACUGUUACCAUCAAUAAAAGAAAUGUGGGCAUUAUA